Messenger RNA from Mesoplodon densirostris (Blainville's beaked whale), 1080 nucleotides. RefSeq names its product gamma-taxilin-like. Gene Ontology annotation, molecular function: syntaxin binding. The transcript has a single exon. Bases 1 to 1080 code for a protein of 359 amino acids. Lineage: Eukaryota; Metazoa; Chordata; Mammalia; Artiodactyla; Ziphiidae. Gene Ontology annotation, biological process: regulation of cell cycle. The record is from RefSeq and is a predicted model, not a curated record.
AUGGCGAUGCGGGUAGAGGAGGCUUCGCGGGGAAGAGGCGGCGGCGCCGAGGAGGCAGUUGAGGCUGGACGGGCCGGACGGCGACGCAGCCCGCGGCAGAAGUUUGUGAUUGGCACAAUGGAAGAAGCUGGAAUGUGCGGGCUAGGGGUGAAAACGGAUAUGUUGCAUAACUCUCAGUCCAAUGAUAUUCUUCAGCAUCAAGGCUCACACUGUGGUGGCACAAGUAACACGCAUUCCUUGGAAGAGGAUGCACACAGUGACUUUAUCACGAAGGGCAGGAGUUUGGUGAGCCCAGAGUACUGCACACGAGAGUCAAGGGAGGAAAUUCCUGGGCGAGAGGCUCGAACAGAUCCCCCUGAUGGUCAGCAAGAUUCAGAGUGCGACAGGAACAAAGACAAAACCUUAGGAAAAGAAGUCUUAUUAUUGAUGCAAGCCCUAAACACCCUUUCAACUCCAGAAGAAAAGCUGGCAGCUCUCUGUAAGAAAUAUGCCGAUCUUCUGGAGGAGAACAGGAACAUUCAGAAGCAAAUGAAGAUGCUGCAGAAGAAGCAAGCCCAGAUCGUGAAAGAGAAAGUUCAUUUGCAGAGUGAACACAGCAAGGCUAUCUUGGCAAGAAGCAAACUCGAGUCUCUUUGCAGGGAACUUCAGUGUCACAAUAAGACGUUAAAGGAAGAAAAUAUGCAGCAGGCACGAGAGGAGGAAGAAAGACGGAAAGAGGCCACUGCGCACUUCCAAAUCACUUUGAAUGAAAUCCAGGCACAGCUGGAGCAACACGACAUACACAACGCCAAGCUCCGCCAGGAGAACGUGGAGCUGGGCGAAAAGCUGAAGAAGCUCAUCGAGCAGUACGCACUGAGGGAGGAGGUAGGCCAACUGGGGUGUCCCCUCCCUGCGAGCCAAAAGCAUUCACUGAGACUCUUCCCCCAGGGCGCUUUAGAACCUCGGUGUAUGCGUGGUGCAAGUCUGGCCUUCCCUCACAGGAUUCGUGGGGACCAUACUCAUGGCCCAGAAGUCAGCGGAUUUGGGUGCGUGAGGCAGUUUCUUGGAGACAAUGUUAAACACUACUCGUCCUCCGUGUGA